Messenger RNA from Malurus melanocephalus (red-backed fairy wren), 2032 nucleotides. It is a transcript of the gene PDLIM2, whose product is annotated as PDZ and LIM domain 2. Gene Ontology annotation, molecular function: muscle alpha-actinin binding; actin binding. Gene Ontology annotation, biological process: actin cytoskeleton organization; heart development; muscle structure development. Bases 154 to 1707 code for a protein of 517 amino acids. The transcript is spliced from 10 exons. The record is from RefSeq and is a predicted model, not a curated record. NCBI's taxonomy places the organism in Eukaryota, Metazoa, Chordata, Aves, Passeriformes, Maluridae. Gene Ontology annotation, cellular component: filamentous actin; adherens junction; stress fiber.
CCCAGGAAAUUCUUCCGGGCAGCCUCUCAAGCCCCUCUUUGUGCGCUUGGGAUUUUUAACAUUCCCGGCGGCUGCGGACGGGGUGCCCGGUGCCGGACGGGGUGCCCGGUUCCAGAUGGGCCACCCAGCUCUCCCGAGCUCUGGCGGGAUGGGAUGGGAUGGGACGGGAUGGGAUCCGCUGUGGAUUUAGAGGAUGCGGCUGCCCAUUCCCACCCACCCCGGCUGUGCAGCUCGCUGGGGUGCCAUGGGGACCCUGUGCCACGCUCAGGGGACCCUCAGAGUGCAUUUCCCGUGCGAUGGGGGGAUGGGGGUGCUGAGCAGCACCWCCCGUCCCUCGCUGCCACAUCCUCCCCUCCAAACCCUCCAAGCCCUGCCAGGCCACAGCGCUGGCCUCGCUGCCAAGGCGUCACCGCUUCCCUGCCCCGCUCCGGCUCCUGGGAACGACCUUGGCUGUCUCAGCUGCAGMGCGGCUGCCGGGGACCCCCUGGCUCCGGGGGAGGAAGGCGCCAGCCUUGGGGCACAGGAGGAAGCGGCGGCGGCGCUGAAACCCUGAGAGGACCCGGGAACCCUCCCCGGAAGGAAAGCGCUGCCGGCACCUCAGGGUGCUCUGGGGACAGGGAGGCCCUCGCUGGAGCCGCCGCUGCCAUGCCGGUGACRRUGACRGUGACACUGCCCGGCCCGGCCCCGUGGGGCUUCCGCAUCUCCGGGGGUAGAGAUUUCAGGAAGCCCAUCACCGUCUCCAAGGUGACGGAGCACGGGAAGGCGGCUGCGGGMGGCCUCCGGCCGGGGGAUGUCAUUGUCACCAUCAACGGCGACCCCGCGGCCGAGAUGCUCAACGCGGAGGCGCAGAACAAGAUCAAGCAGAGCCCCGGGCAGCUCCGGCUGCAGGUGGAGAGGUGCCCGAUGCCACCUCCCAGCCACACCAACGGGGACACCUCACCGGACAGGUUGGCCACGCGCUUCCAGGACACGCUGAGGAUGCAGAACGGGAGCCAGGCUGCCCUGAGAACCCCCGAGCCCAGCACGGCACCCCUCGCCCACCCACCUGGCAGUGCCAGCUCACAGCUCCUGGAGCAGGAGUUCACCUGUGCCGGGCUCCACCAGGAGCGAGGACGCCUGAGCCGCCAGAACAGCUCCCAGGGAACCCCCCUGCCCCCACCCCCCUGCCCACCCUCACCGGGGCUCGGAGCCCCCCAGGACCCCCGGGACACGCCCGGGGAGCGGCGCCUCCCCUCCCCCUCCCCAAACACCGGCCACAGCCAGGGCUCGGAGCCGGCCAUGCGGCGCCUGGAGGAGGACUCGGAGGUUUACAAGAUGCUGCAGGAGAACCGGGAGCUGCGGGCGGCCCCGCGGCAAUCCAGCACCUUCCGCCUGCUCCAGGAGGCUCUGGAGGAUGAGGAAGGAGGCGGUCCCGCAGCCCCGUUCCCCAGCCGGCUCUCGGCCGGAGCCCGCAGACCCGUGGCCGGGGUGCAGAAGCUGCACGUCUGUGAGAAAUGCGGGAGCAGCAUCGCGACACAGGCGGUGCGGAUCCAGGACGGCCGCUACCGCCACCCUUCCUGCUACACCUGCGCCGACUGCGGCCUCAGCCUGAAGAUGCGCGGCCACUUCUGGGUGGGGGACGAGCUGUUCUGCGAGAAACACGCGCGGCUGCGCUACCAGGGACCCCCGGGAGGGCCCGUGCCCCGCCCGGUGUCCCCCCGAUCCUGAGCCCCGGCCGGUGGGGUCACCGCCAGCAUCCCCCGCGUCCCCAGGGCUGUGCCACCCCGCUGGGGUUGGGGCUGAGGGCACUGCCAGGCUGGGGGUGGAUGGGAUUUUAUUUUGAGGGGAAGGGGGAGACGCUGCAGCCGCUCAUCUUCACCCCUCCGCGGGUCUGCGUGAUGAGCUGGGUGAGUUCUCAGCCUGGGGGACACCGAGGGGACAUUGGGGAGGGGGGGUCGCUUGAGCUGCGGGGGGUUCCACCGCUUGUUCACUGAUCGCGCAGAGCUCCGAGAAAUUCCACCAGAUCCUCUAUAAAUGUAAUAUAUACACACAC